This is a messenger RNA of Sebastes umbrosus (honeycomb rockfish), 1126 nucleotides long. It is a transcript of the gene rsph3, whose product is annotated as radial spoke head 3. The transcript is spliced from 8 exons. NCBI's taxonomy places the organism in Eukaryota, Metazoa, Chordata, Actinopteri, Perciformes, Sebastidae. Bases 83 to 1078 code for a protein of 331 amino acids. Gene Ontology annotation, cellular component: cilium. The record is from RefSeq and is a predicted model, not a curated record.
CAGCCUGUCCGCUACCAAACAUUUAGCCAACUAACUACAACAACAACUCACUCUACGGUUUGUGUUGGUUUGUGUUAGUGAGAUGGCGUUUGUUGAACGCAGUCAGAGAGAUCCAAACGGAAGUUACAUCUUCUCCAGUCGGCCCAGAGCUGUAGAGAACCGCUCCAAGUACAGACAACCUCCAUCUGAACAGACACACAGCCCUUACGGGAAUGUCAUGUAUGACCGCCGCGUUGUCAGAGGAAACACUUAUGCUCAACACAUCAUACCAACUACGGCUCAGCCGGACCCUGUUGAAAUACAGAGACAACAGGAGAUCAGGAGGAAAGCCAUUGCUCGAAAACGAGCCAGGGAGCAGUACAGACCCAAUACUCCUGAGCCCCUGCAGGGCAGGAAGCACAUCGACGUACAAACAGAUCGUUACCUCGAAGAACUGAGUAACAUUAUAGUGUCUAAAAAUAUCGAGUGCCAGACUGAUGCUUUCCUGGACAGACCACCCUCUCCACUCUUCAUACCGGCCAAAUCUGGCAGAGAUGUUGAAACCCAGAUAGAGGAGGGAGAGUUGUUUGACUACGACAGGGAGGUGCAGCCAGUGUUGGAGGUCCUGGUGGGUAAGACAAUAGAACAGUCUCUGGAGGAGGUGAUGGAGGAGGAGGAGCUGGCCUGUCUCAGGGCCCAGCAGAGGGCCUUCGAAGAGCUCAGAAAUAAUGAGCUGGCAGAGGUGCGGCGGCUUGAGGAGCAGGAGAGACGCCACUGUGAGGAGAAAGAGCGUAGGAUUGCCCAGCAGAAGGAGAUGCUGGAGAAAGAAAGAGAGACUGCAGAGAAGAUCGCCGCCCGGGCGUACACACAGCAGUACUUGGCUCACCUCCUACCUGCAGUCUUUACCUCGCUGAGAACCCACGGCUUCUUUUAUGACCCCGUGCAGCAAGAUAUUGAGACUUAUUUCUUCCCAAGUCUGACGGUAGAGAUCAACAACAGUUUGGAGAGGAGAUACACAGCAAGAGCGCUGCUGGACAAUAUCAUCCAUGAUGUCGCCCAGAACAGACUGGAGGCGUUCAAAGAGCCGGAGACACAGUGAUAAUGUUUUUUUCCCCCAAAAAAAACAAUAUAAUUGGUUCAAAAUGAC